Messenger RNA from Micropterus dolomieu (smallmouth bass), 854 nucleotides. RefSeq names its product histidine-rich glycoprotein-like. The annotation marks the transcript as partial. The record is from RefSeq and is a predicted model, not a curated record. NCBI's taxonomy places the organism in Eukaryota, Metazoa, Chordata, Actinopteri, Centrarchiformes, Centrarchidae. The transcript is spliced from 3 exons.
UGACAGAAACGCCCACCACUAUCACCCCAUCAACAACAACCUCCACUACAACCCCAGCCACAGAAACGCCCACCACUAUCACCCCAUCAACAGCAACGACCUCCACUACAACACCAGUCACAAAAACGCCCACCACUAUCACCCCAUCAACAACAACAACCCCAGUCACAGAAACUCCCACAACUAUCACCCCAUCAACAGUCACAACCUCCACCACAACACCAGUGACAGAAACGCCCACCACUAUCACCCCAUCAACAACAACCUCCACUACAACCCCAGUGACAGAAACGCCCACCACUAUCACCCCAUCAACAACAACAACCUCCACUACGCCAGUCACAGAAACGCCCACCACUAUUACCCCAUCAACAACAACAACCCCAGUCACAGAAACUCCCACAACUAUCACCCCAUCAACAGUCACAACUUCCACCACAACACCAGUCACAGAAACGCCCACCACUAUCACCCCAUCAACAACAACAACCUCCACUACAACCCCAUGACAGAAACGCCCACCACUACCACACCUUUAACAACCUCCAGCCCUUACUGCUGUCAGUGUGACAGAAACGCCCACCACUAUCACCCCAUCAACAACAACAACCUCCACUACAACGCCAGCCACAGAAACGCCCACCACUAUCACCCCAUCAACAGCAAUGACCUCCACCACAACGCCAGUCACAGAAACGCCCACCACUAUCACCCGAUCAACAACAACAACCCCAGUCACAGAAACUCCCACAACUAUCACCCCAUCAACAGUCACAACCUCCACCACAACACCAGUGACAGAAACGCCCACCACUAUCACCCCAUCAACAACAACAACCUCCACUACAACCCCA